GGAGGACAAGAACUGGAGGAAGAAAGCCUGACAAAGUGCAUUCUUCUCAACUUUCUCUCUACUAGACUGUUCUUUUGUGACUACAGUUAUUUCCAAAACAUUGUUACUCACUGCCUGCACUGUAUUAGCUCUCCAGCUGCUGAAUACGGGUGGGUUAGAUCACGUGUUUCAGAAGAAGGAGAAAAGGAAAAGUUUAAGUCAGGCACUCCGCUCCCAGAGUAUUCAGAACUGAGUAACAAGCUUCCCACCAGACACCUGCACAAGCUUUGCACUCCUGUUUCACAACAAACUGGGACUGUGCCUGCCUCUUGAAGAUCCCAGCAAGACACUGCAGUCAAUAACUAACAAAAAAAGAAAAGGGAUUUUCUCAGGGCUUAAGAAACUUCACAGAUAAUCCGGAAAACAUUUAAUCCUUUGGCUUUUUAACUGCUGUCAGAAGUUAUGCUACAAGAUUUCUUCCUUGAGUCUCUUGGCUUUUUAUGGUAAUUCUGCUCUGGAGUACACCUUUUGCUGUGUACACAGAAGUGAUUCUUUUCUAAGGCUAUAAAUGGGAUGUAAGAACCUUUGAGCUUGUUGCAGUCAUUCUGGAGCCAGGAACCUACCCAGACUUGGAUUUGACAGAUAGCAACAACUUUUCAGCGGCCACCUCAGGGAACUGCAGUUUUGACCUCCUCCCCAAAAACUAAUUUUCAGCAUGUCACUAUUGUGGAGUGUGGCACUUUUCCUAACUGUUAUUAAAGAUUUUGUAUCAUCAAACUCAGAGCCGAAACCAACAUGGCCAAAUCGAAGAAUACCGAUAGUUCUGCCUGAAACAGUAAUGACAAUGCGUAAGGCACAUUUUGAAGCACAGCCAACAUUGCAUGUAGCAUCAUCCUGUGGCCCAGAUUGCCACAAGUAUUCAAAGCAUCCAUCUUAUGAGGAACUUAAGGAGUACUUGUCAUAUGAGACUCUGUAUGACAAUGGAAGCAGGACUGACACUAAAAUUGGUAUAUACGGCACUAACCUUGGCAACUGGGCAACAUCUAAAGUUACAAAUGGCAAAUCUAGAAUACGACGACAGAUAUAUGGCUAUGACAGCAGAUUCAGCAUUUAUGGAAAAGACUUUUUACUCAAGUAUCCAUUCUCCACGUCAGUAAAGCUAUCCACAGGUUGCACAGGUACUCUUGUAGGGGAGUAUCAUGUGCUUACCGCAGCUCACUGUAUCCACGAUGGAAAGAGUUACGUAAAAGGGGCCCAAAGACUUAAAGUAGGAUUUCUGAAAACAAAACAAAAAGAUAAUGGAAAGAUUUCAAAUCAGACAAACUCUUUGAUUCCAGAGAAGAUGAAAUUUCAGUGGAUGAGAGUGAAGCGGACACAUGUACCAAAGGGAUGGAUCAAAGGAAAUGCUAAUGAGAUUGGCAUGGAUUAUGAUUAUGCAUUACUUGAACUAAAGAAACCCCACAAAAGGCAAUACAUGAAGAUAGGUGUGAGUCCUUCUGCAAAGCAACUGCCAGGAGGGAGGAUUCACUUUUCCGGUUAUGACAAUGACAGACGAGGAACUCUAGUUUACCGUUUCUGUGCAGUCAAGGAUGAAACAUUUGAUCUACUAUAUCAACAGUGUGAUGCACAGCCAGGUGCCAGUGGGUCUGGUGUUUAUGUUCGAAUGUGGAAAAGCCAAAACAGAAAGUGGGAAAGAAAAAUUAUUGGAAUAUUUUCAGGACAUCAGUGGGUGGAUCAUCAUGGUAUUCCUGAAGAUUUCAAUGUUGCAGUUCGAAUCACACCACUAAAAUAUGCACAGAUUUGUUACUGGAUUAAAGGAAAUUACAUUGAUUGUCGAGAAGGGUGAACAAUGCAAGAACUCUUCUUAUAUGGACACAUUAAGAAUAACUGCUUAGAAAAUGUUACAUUGAAUUCUUUAAAUCCUUUACUCUUAGUAGACAAGAUCUUAUUGAUAAAUAAUAUGAACAACUUUAAAGAACUUUAAAGCAGUUUUUAUACAGUACAUGGGCUAGCAAUUCUAGAAUAUCAGUUGUUCACUUCCAAUCUGUAAGUUGCAUUGUAGCUAACAUAUUUGCCAUUUAAUUUAUAUAUUAUUUGUAAAGCUAUACAGAAUGUUGAGCACACUUUGUGAAACCACUGUUGCUAGACCUUAAAAUAUUCUAAUACACAGUAAUCGUUAAAACUGCUUAUUUUAUUAUUGAAUCAUUUUCAUCAUAAAUCCGUGUGUGCUUCAUUACAUUGGUGGUCUACAAUUGCCCAUGGACAGUCAUUUAACUGUGCUUACAGAUCUGACUGGUGUUUGACCAAACAUUUUCACUGGCAGGGAAACAGCCACUAUCACAAGCUAUGCGGCAGUAGUGAUCAUAGCUUAAAUAAAGGUAAUUCAUAUAUGAGUGCAAAAUUAGAAUUUUAUAUCACCACAGUAUGUUUUACCUAUAUUAGUCCAGGGAUGAAGUCUCAGAAUUUAUCAGCCAUGUAACAUUACCUUAUCUGCAAUAAGUAUUUAGUUUAAAAUGAAGUAGGUCAAUUCAAAAGUAUUAUAUUCAGUUAAUUAAAUCAUUCACAGAUAGCCAACAUGAUUAUGGUUUGCAUAUAGUGUAAAAAUCAACAUGUAAAAGUUUUUGUGGCAGUAUAUACCUGCCACAUAUGUUAUAUAUAUUUUCUUCAAAGUCUUUGAAUUCUAAAUGAAUGAAUUCCAAAAUCAUAUUUUUGAAAAAAAAGAAGUCAUGGGGAUUUAUUUCUUAUCACUGAAUUGUGGUAAUUUGGAUGUAAAAAUGUUAAGCAGGGAGUGCAGAGAGCAUGAAACAUGAAGUCCCCCGCCCCCCAAAAAAAAGCAUCAGAAACUUAUUUUUUGAGACCAUUCAUCUUUCCAGUUUUGGAAUUCCAGGAUUCUGGUUUCCAGGUUUUGGAAAUUUGUACAAUAUCCACUGCAGAAAUGUUCUGCAAAACAUUUUCUCAAUUCCUGAUAAACAAAGGAUAGCUAACCAAAUGAAGUACUGGCCACCACCAAAAACUAACAAACUCAUUUUUAUUUUACUUUAACAGCCAUUUCAAAGGAAAUGCUUGUGAACAGCUAACUCAAAUGUUACACCGUUGUGAGAACUGGUCAUUCCAAAUAUAAUUUUCAGCAGCAGGACUGAUUCCUGAUGCUUUCCAAGAUAUAAUGGAAUAAUACUCUUCAGACCCAAAGUAAACUGAGUAACAAAACAUUUUCUCAGUAAUGGAUUUUGAUAUCUGGCAUAAUGAUGAAUGUUAAGUCAUGCCAAUGUCAUGUAAGCAUGCGAUACUUUAACAAUUUUAUUUUAACCCAUCGUUUUUACUGUGUUCUGCCAUUAACAAAAAUUGAGUACAUUUCUUAGUCAUGUUAAUUUUUUUGGACAGUGAUAUGGAUUUUAUAGUCUGUAAUUUUUCUAUAUGAACUUUUUUAUAUUUGUUUAUUAAUGAUAUGUGUUGGUUUAUAUUCUUUAUCUUUCAUUACUUUCACACUGUAUUUACAUAUGUAGUGGUAGAAAGGCAUAUCUACUCAGCACCAGAAGCAGCCAUGAAAUCGCAGAAUAAAAAAAAUAAAACUUUUGAGUGGCCUUUAGUCUGAUCUGCACUAAUACAUAAUUGCACUUGUAUCUUAAAGUUGAGAAACAGGAAGAUGCAUUCAGUGUGCUACGUCAAGUGUCCUCUCCCAUAGUUUCCUUCAAUCUACAGGCUGAGUCGGUGUUUUAUUAAUGGUCACAUUUCACUUGCAAGGAGGACUGGAGGUUAUAUCAGUUAUUUCUGUUAACCUGCAGUGUGGCUACAAAACUGAUACAAGCAGAGACGAAUUUCACAAAUGAUUAGUAACCCUGAAAACAUAGAUAACACUUUGGCAUUAUAAACAUCAAGAAAUAUUUGUGUAGUAUUUAUGUAGUAGGCAGAACAUGAGCAACGUGGUAAGUCAGGUGGCAAGCUUACAGAACAGCAAGCUAAAAGGAUAUCAGUUAGGAAUGCUUUGUAGAAUUAAAUAGCUGAUGCAAAUUGAAGAGAAAAUCAGCAUACAGUCGGGAUUUCUCGUAACACACAAGCACUACUUUAAUGAGUACUGUACUUUUGAGAUUCUGUUUUUCUUUAUGCUGAUGAGAUUGGUCUGGCUGUCCAAGGCAAGGAUUAUGGAUGUAUUGUGCCUGAGUAUAGUGUUAUAUAUGCCAAUACUUAAACAAUACAUACUCUUAAUGUAAUUCCUGACACUAACUUCAUGGAAUCAUCUUCUUUUCAUGAUGUUUGUGAUGAAUAGAUGUGUUUUAAGUGAUGACUUUAUAGAGGUGAUUACUGAAUUUAUUUAUUUUUUUAAUUCUUAUAUAGCCUUUAGCAACUUAAUGCAUUAGAUUAGUUUCCCACUUAGUGUAGUGAUAGAACCUGCCAGCCUUAAUUGUUUAACACUGACUAGUACCAUAUAAUAAACACUUCAUUUUUAUGAAUGCUAAAAAGGUCAUGCUGUAUAAUCUUCAUUAUACCUUGGCUAUGACUGCACAGCCAAUCAAACUGCAGAACUUAGAGAAUUUUUACAUAAUUUUAACUUUCCAGUUUCCCAUUUGAAGAAGCAUAGGCAGCAUACCUCAGCUGUACAGAUUUUUACAGAAUGUCCAGAUUUUUGCCUCAUAUUUUUGGUCUGUUCCUCAUAAAAUUUGUUAUUUUCUGG
Messenger RNA from Protopterus annectens (West African lungfish), 4648 nucleotides. Its product is annotated as serine protease 23-like. Gene Ontology annotation, molecular function: serine-type endopeptidase activity. Gene Ontology annotation, biological process: proteolysis. The transcript is spliced from 3 exons. Bases 695 to 1825 code for a protein of 376 amino acids. The record is from RefSeq and is a predicted model, not a curated record. NCBI's taxonomy places the organism in Eukaryota, Metazoa, Chordata, Ceratodontiformes, Protopteridae.